AUGCGACCUGUAUAUCUGUUUUCCCAAAUCCCAAAAUGUCUACUUCUCAUCUGCGCGGGAUUCUCCAACAUAGUCAAUGGUUUGAUGUUCGAUAGCUACCCAAGUACAGUUGAGGUUGGCAAGACUUAUGAAGUCCGUUACAGCCCUGGAGGCAAUUCUGUAACUAUGCACCAGCCCGACCUUUCCUUCGUGUUUAAGCUAAUAAGUCCUGGUGACCCGAACUCACUUGGGACCGUCGGAACUCUCACUACUAGCGCCACUGGUGGUAUAUUUCGGUGGACGGUGGACAGUUCGCUUCCUAAUGGCGAAGAUUACGCAUUAGAAAUUCGGCAAGGCAACAGCGACCUUAAUUUUUCUGGCCUUAUUAAAGUCACAGGCUCGAAUGACAGCCCAUCUUCGUCAGCCGCUAUAAGCUCUCUACCUCCUUCUAGUAACCCUCCGAGUACCCGUCCGAGUAGUCCUCAGAACAGCGCUUCCACGUCUCCAGAGACUCCAACAUCAACAAGUGCUCCAAUCCCCUCCUCCUUGAGCCCUGCCUCCGCAGGGACCAAAAGCGCACAAGCCACGGCCACUUCGGCAACCUCAGCCAUCACGUCUGAGAAAUAUGCUGGUAGUACUUCAACAAAAAAGGGCGAGUCAUCUACCUUUGCCUUAGAAACGGUUGCGACUACUACAACGUCGACGCGAUUUUCUGCGACGGGAUCCACCACUCAGAGUUUACCAAUAGGCACAAAGAUUGGGAUAGGUAUUGGUGCAGCCAUUGGAGGACUGAUUCUUGCGCUCGCCGCAUUUUUCCUCAGAGCAUCAUUCCGGCGAAAGGCAUCAGGGCCCAGGAACCAAGAAUCAGGGGAUAUUGUAGGCAUGCCAGAAAUUGACGGAAAGGAGAUGAAGAUUGGGGACGAUCGACCUGAGAUUGAUGGAAGCGAGACACAAGCGCCAAUACUCCUUGGGAGGGCGGAAAUGAACGGGGCACCAGAUCGAGCCCUAGUUCGACCGGAGUUGGUUGAUACACUACCUCAGCGUCUCUCUUCAACCCCUGCAGAAAUGGACGGCGAGGCGGUGCGAGCCGAGAUGGAUGUUCAACCCAGUACGUCUUCGCCACAGGAGCUUCUUGUUUCUGUCGAUACAAGCGAGGCCACGGUACUUUCUCUUGAGAACGAGCAACCGGAAGUUAAGGAAACAAAACCGUUCGAAGAUCCACGAUUGACGCAGAACCCGUGGGCAUAG
This is a messenger RNA of Lindgomyces ingoldianus, 1227 nucleotides long. RefSeq lists its product as uncharacterized. Bases 1 to 1227 code for a protein of 408 amino acids. Lineage: Eukaryota; Fungi; Ascomycota; Dothideomycetes; Pleosporales; Lindgomycetaceae. The record is from RefSeq and is a predicted model, not a curated record. The transcript is spliced from 3 exons.